Molecule: messenger RNA, 1252 nt
Organism: Macaca mulatta (Rhesus monkey)
Lineage: Eukaryota; Metazoa; Chordata; Mammalia; Primates; Cercopithecidae
Source: RefSeq, a predicted model, not a curated record
AAUCUUCACAACAAUCCCAUGACUAUCAUCCCAGCUUACAGAUGAGGAAACUAAGAUACACAAAUAUUGAAGAGCUUGUCUCAGGUCACAGUGGGGCAGAUCUGGGUUUGGAGCCCAGGCAGUGUGACUCCUGAGCUGACAGUGUGACUCUCAGCCCUGUCUUUGGGCUGCCUUUCUGCUUGUUGUAUGGGGACUGAUGUCUCUUAGCUUUGGGAUUGAAAAGAAUUUGCUUAUUUGCUAACUCAGCAACUCAGGUGGAAUGGGAAUGAAAAGAAUUUGUUUCUUUGCCAACUCAGUGACUCAGGUGGAAUGGGCAGAAGGUGGAAUGUAGGUCACCACGGCAACCGGAUCAACGAGGUGCCCCAGCUGGCGAGUCCUUGGGGCUGAGGUUCUACUGCUGGCAAAGAGAAAGGUGUGGUUGGAUGGGGCAAUGCUUAAGGUACCAGAUGCACUGGGAGGACCUGGAAGAGUACCAGGCCCUGACCUUCCUGACCAGAAAUGAAAUUCUGUGUGCCUGUGAUGUGUCUGCCCCUGGAGGCCCUGAAGGUGGGAUGGUGAGCAGCCCUGCUCCCUGUUGUCAUGCAGACCCCUGUCCAGUUGGGAAGAACCUUCAUUCAACGUGGAGCAUCCACGACACCUUCCUGAAGCUCUGCCCUCCUGGGAAGUACUACAAGGAGGCGACGCUCACCAUGGACCAGGUCAGCUCCCUGCCGGCUCUGCGGGUCAACCCUUUCAGAGACCGUAUCUGCAGGGUGUUCUCCCACAAAGGUGUGUUCUCCUUUGAAGAUGUGCUGGGCAUGGCAUCUGUGUUCAGCGAGCAGGCCUGCCCAAGCCUGAAGAUUGAGUACGCCUUUCGCAUCUAUGAUUUUAAUGAGAAUGGCUUCAUUGAUGAGGAGGACCUGCAGAGGAUCAUCCUGCGGCUGCUGAACAGUGAUGACAUGUCUGAGGACCUGCUGAUGGACCUCACGAACCACGUCCUGAGUGAGUCAGAUCUGGACAAUGACAACAUGCUGUCCUUCUCAGAGUUUGAACAUGCGAUGGCCAAGUCUCCGGAUUUCAUGAACUCCUUUCGGAUUCACUUCUGGGGAUGCUGAUGUAGCUGCAAAUACCUGACGUGGCAGCCUCGAGGGAGACCACUGGCAUCGAACCCCCUCCAGCAGUGGAGGGAGCUGGUCUGAAGUAUGACUUUGUCCUGGGCCCACCCUCCCCUCUAGAAUAUUGUUUAUUAGAUAAAAGAAAAGAAAAACCUGUU